ACAAGAAAGCUUACAGACACAGAGUGUGUAAUGCAGUGGAGAGUAUGUUUGUGGAAAUCUUGAUGCUUGCCGAAAAGGUGCCUUUGAUUCCUGGAGAAAGGGGACAAUUAAAGACAGUCUCCCGGUGUAUUGAUGACAUGACAGCCUACACCAAUCUGACGGACUACAUUUUCCACCAAAUUCGCAUCAGCACGGGCGACAACCUGAAGAAAGCCCGGGACCUUCUGCAGGCCCUGGACGAGCGAAGACUCUUCUGGUGCGUGGGCGAGAGCCGCCCCAUCGCCAAGUGCAAGUGUGAAAUUCUGAAUGAAGACAACCUCAUUGCCCUUGAUAAAGAAGAAAAGGUGAAAAAAAGCCUUAUGAAACUAAUAGAAGAUCUGAAAUUUCCACACAUUCCAGAAGAACGCAUUUUAGUCCAGGUAGUGACCCUUGACUUUGGAAAGAAAAAUCUCAACCCUCUGGCUAACUUAUGUUUCUACACCAAACAUAAUGUCAACUUGGCACAGCAUGUUAAUCCAGAGGAGGUGUCCCACUUGUUUCCAAAAGAACAGUUUCAGGAGCAGGUAGUGCGCGUGUACCUGAAACACUACUGGGACGAGGAGGAAAGACUGAUCGUCGAUCACAAGGAAGAUGCAAGUUUCGUCGGUAAAGCCUUCAAGCUCUGGUGCGAGAAAAACGAACUCGAGAAACCCAAGCUGUUCUUCCAAGUCUGUCAGGUACGAUCAAGAGGAGGUAUGAACAUCACAGCAGCGCCCCUCUACUUGACUUAG
Messenger RNA from Pomacea canaliculata, 770 nucleotides. Its product is annotated as deoxynucleoside triphosphate triphosphohydrolase SAMHD1-like. The transcript has 7 exons. Gene Ontology annotation, molecular function: dGTPase activity. The coding region runs from base 45 to 770 and encodes 241 amino acids. The record is from RefSeq and is a predicted model, not a curated record. Gene Ontology annotation, biological process: dGTP catabolic process; regulation of innate immune response; defense response to virus. Gene Ontology annotation, cellular component: nucleus. NCBI's taxonomy places the organism in Eukaryota, Metazoa, Mollusca, Gastropoda, Architaenioglossa, Ampullariidae.